AUGCCUCCCAAGAAAGUCAAGGCCCCUCGUGAAGAAGCCACCGUCUCCCUCGGCCCCCAAGUCGCGGAGGGCGAGCUUGUAUACGGAGUCGCACACAUCUACGCGUCUUUCAACGACACCUUCGUCCAUGUCACCGAUCUGUCUGGCAAGGAAACCAUCUCCCGCGUCACCGGUGGGAUGAAAGUCAAGGCCGAUCGUGACGAAUCGUCGCCAUAUGCGGCCAUGCUUGCCGCACAGGACGUCGCGACCCGUUGCCGUGAGGUUGGCGUAACCGCCCUCCACAUCAAGCUCCGCGCAACUGGUGGAACCGGCACCAAAACGCCUGGCCCAGGCGCCCAAAGCGCCCUCCGUGCCCUCGCCCGUGCAGGCAUGCGUAUUGGCCGCAUCGAGGAUGUUACGCCCGUCCCCACUGACUCCACUCGCCGCAAGGGUGGUCGCCGUGGUCGCCGUCUCUGA
This is a messenger RNA of Pleurotus ostreatus (oyster mushroom), 456 nucleotides long. It is a transcript of the gene RPS14, whose product is annotated as ribosomal protein S14, S11. Gene Ontology annotation, cellular component: ribosome; cytosolic small ribosomal subunit. NCBI's taxonomy places the organism in Eukaryota, Fungi, Basidiomycota, Agaricomycetes, Agaricales, Pleurotaceae. Gene Ontology annotation, molecular function: mRNA 5'-UTR binding; small ribosomal subunit rRNA binding; structural constituent of ribosome. The coding region runs from base 1 to 456 and encodes 151 amino acids. The record is from RefSeq and is a predicted model, not a curated record. Gene Ontology annotation, biological process: maturation of SSU-rRNA from tricistronic rRNA transcript (SSU-rRNA, 5.8S rRNA, LSU-rRNA); translation; ribosomal small subunit assembly. The transcript is spliced from 4 exons.